Molecule: messenger RNA, 1119 nt
Organism: Fimicolochytrium jonesii
Lineage: Eukaryota; Fungi; Chytridiomycota; Chytridiomycetes; Spizellomycetales; Powellomycetaceae
Exons: 4
Coding region: 158-670 (170 amino acids)
Biological process (GO): vacuolar protein processing
Cellular component (GO): intracellular membrane-bounded organelle
Source: RefSeq, a predicted model, not a curated record
UCUUCCGGCUCCCUCCUCUGUCCACAUUGCACUCCGAAACUCCCAAAAGUGCACAGCCUGUGAAGCCCACCCGUCUUCGCAGAACUAGUUAUAACUCCGCUCCGAGUCCGCAGACUUUACCAGCUGCAUCCUCCACCCUUGUUCACAUAUAGCGAAGAUGGCCAACUCCUCCGCCAAAAAACUAUUGGUCACCAACGCGGCACGGCUGAAAAGCACGCUGCAGAUCCACCUUAUCGUUGUCGCACUUUACUCGUUAUACCGGAUAGCAUUCCGCUGGAGUUCUUUCAGCAUCGCCGUCGCUAUCGGGUUUCUUCUCGUCAAUGGCAUCUUCUACUAUCUAUACGGAUCGCUAAAGUCGGCUGCUGAACCGAGCGUCGACGAGACGGGAGCUGUGAAGCACGCAGGACAGGAUUUGAACGAUGAGUCCGGCCUUGUGGUGCCGUACAUGUUUGAUGUGAUCUAUGUGGGAUGGUUCGUGCUGGUGAGCACUGCAAUCAUCUCUGAGAAAUUUUGGUGGACAUACUUGAUCAUACCUCUCUUCGCGGUUUACAAGAUUUGGCAAAAGGUCGCCCCAAUGCUGGGCCGGGGUGGAGGAUCCGGGUUUCAACCGACGCCGGCAGCAUCCGGCAAGAAGCAGAAGAAGCAAACUGUGAAAUAUGCCCGAGGAUGAGCGUGCGGACGGCCUCCCUGGGAUACGCGCGACGAAAGCCCGCGUUAGGGCUUGAAUUGGGAAAUGCUCCGUCAUUGCUGUGCGUGUCUUCCCGGGCCUGGUGGAAGGAAAGGCGAGCGGUCCAUGCGUCAAGACCCAUAUGCUGUGACCUUGCACUCUGUUCGUUCGAGGAUUCACGACGACCAAAUGCGCAGCCGUGGCGAGCACAGCUGCUCACUUUCGCUUCCGCAUUAAUGGCCUUGACAAGCAGCAAUUACUUAUCGCCACCGGCGACCUGUGCGGGAGCACCGGCAGGUGUAGCAUUCAAAUGAGCAAUCAAGUCGAGAACAACUGCAUUUUGGGCGGCAAACAACACUUAAUCAUCUGGUUCUGUGCGCAACGCGCGAGAACCAUAUCAAGUUGCAUGCACAUAUCUACAAAAUCUAUCUAUCUAAUAUAAGAACAUUGGG